CUAGUUUAUGUGGCUUGAAACACUGCCUGCACAUUGUGUUUAUUAAGCCUCUUAGGGACCUGGCGCUCAGCAGAUGCAUCGGCUGUCAGUCAAGAGUAGAGAUUGACUUCUAGUAAUGCCAGCUACUCGCACAGCAUGUGUUCGGUAUCACCUGAAGAGAUCAUCGCAAAUAGGAUAAGGAACAGGAGCAAUCGCUGUGUAAGGCCAACAGCUUACCACAGAGAUGAGCAUCGUGAAGACAGAGCGGCGUAAAAAGUGUUAAGAAACGGUGCCAUCUCUGUUAAGCGUGGCUGGACAUGAAAAUGCCGUCGCUUCACAGCAAAGAGGACGAUAAGGCAUCGCUAAUUGUGCCUCCGGUACCCCCGAGGCGAAAUUUUUGUAAGGAAUUGCAAAUCCCAAGGCGUAUGUCAUUAUUUCAACCUGAAAAGAAGGUGACGUGUGUGCUAGUAGGCGACGGUGCAGUGGGCAAGACAAGUCUUAUAGUGAGUUAUACCACAAAUGGUUUUCCAACAGAGUACAUCCCGACAACUUUGGACAACUUUGCAGCACUGGUUGUGGUCGACGGAAAGCCUGUCAGACUCCAGCUCUGUGAUGUUUCUGGCGAGAGAUGGCUUACACCCAGCGGAGAGCAUAAUGAGGAGUUUGCCCAGCUCCGCUCUCUCUGCUACAGACACGCUGACAUCUUCCUCCUCUGCUACAGCGUCGUCCAACCUUCCUCUUUCCGCAAUGUGACGUCCAGGUGGGCGCCCGAGAUCCAGCGGCUCAGCCCAGGGGCGCUCAUCGUUCUGGUUGGCACACAGUCGGACCUCCGCGAGGACGUUCACGUCCUGAUCCAGCUAGCCCAGAGCCAGGAGCAACCAGUGACCCCAGAGGAGGCCCGUGCCUGCGCUCAACAGAUCAACGCUGUGACGCUCACUGAGUGUUCAGCUCUAACCCAGAAGAACUUGAAGGAGGUGUUUGACACGGCCAUCUUGGCAAGCAUGCAGGACAAUGAAACCCUUCAACUGAGUCCUUACUUGAGGAAUGCACCGGAUACUGUCAGGAAGAUCUCGGAGUCCUGGUGGAAGAAGUUUAGCUGCAUAGCUGAAACAAAAAUAUCACCGUAACAGCCUGCUUUGUCCAUUGGUAGCAUUCAUGAUAUUAUUUAUGGACAGGCAGUCUGCACAUGUACCUAUCCUGCUGCAAUACCUGUCCAUUGGGAGCAUUCAUGAUAUUAUUUAUGGACAGGCAGUCUGCACAUGCACCUAUCCUGCUGCAGUACCUCACAAUUUCUCACUGACAUUUAUAGACUCUGCAGUUCUUAUAUGAACCAUAGAAGAGGAUUUUGUAUUUCUAGUCUAGUUAGUUGUCUGCUUUAACAAAGCGUUUGUAUGAAUAAACUAAAACACACAGACUAGUGAUGGCUACUGAGCAGGGGACAUUGUUGAUAUUUUAGCUGCAGUCUGAUUGCGUAAGAACAUGUCGAAUGUUAAGGGACUGGUGAGUGACGGUUUAAAAUAGCUGGUCAGAACUAGAUGUGAUAUCAGCAGCCCUUCAGCGUUUUUGCAGCUUUGCAUUGAGAUCAGAUCUCACUUGCUCGGAUGAAAUCCGUUCUAAAGUUUGUUCCCCCAACAGUUGUCCAUUAACCAGAGCAAGAAAGAGAAA
Messenger RNA from Clupea harengus (Atlantic herring), 1644 nucleotides. Its product is annotated as rho-related GTP-binding protein RhoU. The record is from RefSeq and is a predicted model, not a curated record. Gene Ontology annotation, biological process: small GTPase-mediated signal transduction. NCBI's taxonomy places the organism in Eukaryota, Metazoa, Chordata, Actinopteri, Clupeiformes, Clupeidae. Gene Ontology annotation, molecular function: GTP binding; GTPase activity.